This is a messenger RNA of Epinephelus lanceolatus (giant grouper), 2277 nucleotides long. RefSeq names its product glycosyltransferase 8 domain containing 2 (gene glt8d2). The record is from RefSeq and is a predicted model, not a curated record. Gene Ontology annotation, cellular component: Golgi apparatus. NCBI's taxonomy places the organism in Eukaryota, Metazoa, Chordata, Actinopteri, Perciformes, Serranidae. Gene Ontology annotation, molecular function: glycosyltransferase activity.
GAAAAAAAAAGGUGGGAGAGGAGAAAAGUGGGAUUGUUGGUGAGGGUGAGUCUCAGUCCUCAGAGGUUUUACAACAUGGACCAUGAACAACAGGAAUGAGAAUGGCCAGAAUCAACACCCUCUUUUUCUGAUGUCAUUAGAAGCAAACAUGAAACAUGGCUCUCCUGAGAAAAAUUAACCGGAUCCUCCUGGGGCUGCUGGUACUGAUGGUGUGUCUCCUACUGCACAGUACUCUUCUCAGAGCCUCCGCUCGGCCCAAACUCUCAGAUCACUGGAAGAGCCUUGGAGGUGCAGCACAGGUUCCUGCAGUGAAAGCGUCCAAGGCGAAUAAUGUCAUCCCCAUCAUCAUAUGUGCAUCGGAAGAACGAAUCGGUGCAACCAUGGCAACCAUCAACAGUGUCUAUAGCAACACAGACGCCCGUGUGUUCUUUUAUAUUGUCACUCUUCGUGAUGCCGUGAGACUGACGAGACAGUACAUAGGGAGGACCAAACUGAAAGGCAUCAAAUAUAAGAUACUGGAGUUUAACCCCAUGGUUCUAAAAGGAAAGGUGAAGCCAGAUUCCUCUCGACCUGAUCUGCUACAUCCACUCAACUUUGUGCGCUUUUACCUCCCGCUGCUUGACAUCAACCAUAAGAGGGUGAUAUACUUAGACGAUGAUGUCAUUGUGCAGGGUGACAUUAAGGAUCUGUUUAAUAUCAAACUAAAGUCAGGUCAUGCUGCUGCUUUCUCCACUGACUGUGACCUGCCCUCCACACAUGAGAUGGUGCGCAGCAUCGGCAUGCAGACAACCUACAUGGGCUUCCUAGACUACAGGAAAAAGGAAGUUAAAGACCUGGGCAUCAACCCCAGAGAAUGCUCUUUCAACCCUGGAGUUUUUGUGGCAGAUAUCAGCGAAUGGAAGAAACAGAAGAUCACCAAACAGCUGGAGAAAUGGAUGGAGGAGAAUUUCAGGCAUAACAUAUACAGCAGUGCCAUGGCAGGAGGCGUUGCGACUCCACCCAUGCUAAUAGUGUUUCAUGACAAAUACACAACAAUGGACCCACUGUGGCACGUCAGACACCUAGGCUGGAGUCCAGACGCCCGCUAUUCAGAGAGUUUCCUAGAGGAGGCACGCUUGCUGCACUGGAACGGUCCAUUUAAACCAUGGAAUUACCCUGCUGUCCACUUGGAUCUGUGGGAGAGGUGGUUUAUCCCAGACCCCUCCAAAAGGUUCUCCUUAGUACGACCUGAGAGCAAUGACUGAGGUGACGCAGGUGGACAUAAAGUCUGUGACGUUCAGGACUUACUUGAACAAUGAUGGAGGGUAUUAUAGAAAAUGUACAGUGAGUGUAAUGCUGAGGAAUGUUCUAGAAACUGAAACAUGGGUUGAACAUACACGAAAAACAGUGUUGGCAGAGUGGGUGCUCUAUGUACCUUUGCUAAAGACACCAAAUGUGACAGAUAGCUGUAAAGAUAUUAGAGUAUUACUUGUAGGAUCAAUGUGAAAGUGAGAAAACUCUGUGUCUUUUUAUAGUGUAAAGCAAGAGACAAUAUGUUUCUGUGCUAACCUGAACUCCAGUUUUCACAUUGUCUCAUUUUUAAUGGCACUUUGAUAUAUUGAUAUCCGACACUGAGGGACAAUUAACAGCUGGCACUUACAACGAGAGGGGAUUUGGAUGGGUGUAACAAACACAGGACUUUGACCCAGGAGACCAGUUUCCGAGAUCGACAAACAACAUCAGUUGGGCAUUUGUGCAACUCAGAGUCGGGUGUUUUGACAUUUGUAAUCGUUUCCUAACCACAGCAUACCACCUCUUACCACUGACCCCUUUUGCAUUAAGAUACAAUUCAAAAGGCCGCCCCCAGCAUCAUUUUAGUGACUCCUGGGACUUAUGCCAAAGUGGCAAAAUAGGACAAGUGGGGAUAAGAUCAUGUUGAUCCUGAAAGUGUAAAAUCCUGACUCAAUCUGUCUGAUGAUGGGAAACAAGUACAACAUGGCUUUGUAAAGGAGAACCUCCCAGCCAACCAAGAGAUAUUCUUUCCUUGUUUUGCUGACUUGAGAAAGCAGGGUUUCUGUUUAGGAAGAUUUUACCACGAUGUUCAGGUUCAAAAAAAUACCUCAUGGUAAUAAUGGUGGUAGAAACUCUUAGAUCUCUCCUGUCAUCACGCUGGUCAGACAAAGAGAGAUAAGGUUGUCUGUUCAGCACCUUUCAACAGCAACACAAUUCAAAGUGCUUUACAUAUAACAGAAAAAGGUAUCAGACUAACUAAUUGUCAUUAAAAAAGAUCCACUGUCA